Messenger RNA from Punica granatum (pomegranate), 3030 nucleotides. NCBI's taxonomy places the organism in Eukaryota, Viridiplantae, Streptophyta, Magnoliopsida, Myrtales, Lythraceae. The record is from RefSeq and is a predicted model, not a curated record.
UACAAUCUCUCUCUCUCUCUCUCUCUCUCUGUCUAUAGUCCAAAAAGCCAUCACUACAACAAUGGCUUUUAUCACAUUUGGUUUCAGCGCUUCAAUCUGUCUGCUACCUUCCUCUGCUUCCUCCCUCUGCCCUCUCACAGUCUCAGCAGUGCCUGCCAAAAUAUUAAAACAUGGGGGAGAAGGCGAUGGAAAUGGAAUCCCACCACCUUCAACGACAAUCAUCCCUCCUACUCCUUAUAAUUUCCUUGGCUUCUCCGAACUCCUAGUGCUUGUCUUGUGCCCCUCAGAUUCCUCCCAAUCUCAGUCCCCUCGACUAUAAAUUUCCCCUUUCUUUUUUUUUUUUUGGGUUUGUUUCUUUCCCUCUGUUCAUCUAUCUCUGGGUCUGGGCUUCCUCCAAGUUCCCUCCUUUUUUGCUAAAUGUGACACCCUUUUUCGUUGGAAAGAAGCUCUGGGUGUGCUGUGUAUUAAUGGAAAUUGAUCUGAACCAUGCAAUUAGUGAAGUAGCAGUGGAAAAGAACACCCUUUGCAGCAGCAGCAGCAAUGGAGCUGGGGACUGUUCUUCUUCCUCCUGUUCCUCAAAUUCAUCAACACCACCACCACCUGUCUCUUCUCCUUCUUCCUCCUCUUCCUCGUCUUCUUCUUCCAUCUUCUCGGAGCUCUGGCAUGCCUGUGCUGGCCCACUGGCUACCCUCCCCAAGAAAGGGAGUGUUGUGGUUUACUUCCCGCAGGGCCACUUGGAGCAGUGCGCAGCUUCAUCUUCCUCCCCAGCAGCUUCUCUGGAAUUCCGAGGCUCUGAUCUUCUGCAGCCUCAAAUCUUUUGCAGGGUUAUGAAUGUCCAAUUGCUGGCUAAUAAGGAAAAUGAUGAGGUCUACACGAGGGUUACUCUGCUACCUCAGCCACCAGAGCUGUUGGGAUUGAACUCGGAGGGCAGAGAGAUGGUAGAUUUGGAAGGAAUUGAGGAAGGAGGAGGAGGAUCUCCAGCAUUAAGAUCGACCCCGCAUAUGUUCUGCAAGACGCUCACAGCUUCCGAUACAAGCACGCAUGGUGGGUUCUCGGUCCCACGUAGAGCUGCCGAGGACUGCUUCCCUCCUUUGGAUUAUAAGCAGCUAAGGCCCUCUCAAGAACUCGUCGCGAAGGAUCUCCAUGGAGUGGAGUGGAGGUUUCGCCAUAUCUAUAGAGGUCAGCCUCGGAGACAUUUGCUUACUACCGGAUGGAGCAUUUUUGUGAACCAAAAGAAUCUCGUCUCAGGAGAUGCGGUUCUCUUCCUGAGAGGAGAAGAUGGAGAAUUGAGGUUGGGAGUAAGAAGAGCCCUUAGACCAAGAAAUGGUCUUCCUAGUUCUGUCGUUGGACAUCAGAACUCUCAUUUGGCUAUUCUCUCACCAGCAGCUAAUGCCAUAUCGAGCAAAAGCACCUUUGAUGUCUUCUACUCUCCCAGGGCAAGCCAUGCUGAAUUUGUUGUCCCAUAUAAAAAGUACAUAACGAGCAUUACAAAUCCCAUAUGCGUUGGGUCGAGAUUCAAGAUGAGAUUUGACAUGGAUGAUGCCCCAGACAGGAGGUGCACUGGUGUGGUGACCAGGAUUGGGGACUUGGACCCGUACCAAUGGCCCAAAUCAAAAUGGAGAUGUUUAUCGGUCCGAUGGGAUGAUGAUAUAAUGAACAAUCACCAAGAGCGAGUCUCGCCAUGGGAAAUUGAUCCAUCGGUUUCUCUCUCUGCGUUUAGCAUUCAGUCCUCCCCAAGGCUGAAGAAACUGAGGAGUGGUCCCCAAAUUACUCAGCCCAAUGACCUCGUCCCUGCAGGAGUGGUCAGGCUUUUAGACUUUGAGGAGUCUCUGAGAUCCUCUAAGGUCUUGCAAGGUCAAGAAAAUUUAUGCUUUGCGUCCCCCUUCUUUGGAGGUGGUGCCAUGAACCGUCCCGAAAAGGCUAAUAUCUGUGAUAAUAUGAUGGCAAAACCCCCAGUUUACCCCGGCUUUGUGGAAUCAGCUGAUAGAUUCCCCAAGGUCUUGCAAGGUCAAGAAAUAUGCCCACUGAAGGCCUUAACGGACAACCCUGAGUUUUGUAUUGGUUCUUGGGGAAACUCAAGUCCUGGGCUUCAGAAUGUUUACUUCCCUUGGGGUGGUAGUCUUAAAGGGAGCUCAUCAAAUCCUUUAAACAGUUCCCUUUUGGCUAAUAUCCCAAGGGAGAUUUCCUCUGCUAGAUCUCCAUAUAUUCCUAUUAGGGAUGAGAUCAGAAGGGGAAACGUAGAAACUGAGGCUGCGCAUGCAGAGAGUAUCAUAACUCCUCCUACUUCAAGGGAAAAGGAAGGAACUCGGAAGAAUGAAAGUUUUAAUGGUGGUUUUAGUGGAUGUAAGCUAUUUGGUUUUCCACUAGCCUUAGAAGCGCCUUCACCUUCUCCUUCUCCUACCCCACAAGCAUCUGGUAAGAGAAGUUGUACAAAGGUUCAUAAGCAAGGGAGUUUGGUGGGAAGAGCUAUUGAUCUCUCAAGAUUGAAUAAUUAUAAAGAUCUGCUGAAUGAGCUAGAAUGGCUCUUUAGCAUGGAGGGCUUGUUGAGAGACCCUGAGAAAGGCUGGCGAGUCCUCUAUACUGACAGUGAGAAUGAUGUUAUGGUUGUCGGAGACGACCCAUGGCAUGAGUUCUGUGAAGUGGUAUGUAAAAUCCACAUAUACACCCAAGAAGAAGUGGAGAAGAUGACCAGUGGGGGGUUGAUCAGUGAUGAUACUCAGAGCUGUUUGGAUCAGUCGCCUGUGACUGUUGAACCGUCCAAGUCUUCUUCGGUGGGGCAACCUGAUUCUUCCCCAACUCUUUGCCGUUCAGGUUUAGAAGUCUAAGGUCCUCGUACGGACGCUUCUCAUGUUAGUAUACUCGGGACUUCAAUAGACCUCUGUCCCGGGACUUACUGUCUAUCCAUCUUAAUAUGUAAGUGCAUUGAGAUAUCAUAAACUUUUUGGUAAUAUGCUACCAGCGUACCACUGGCAGUGGAGCUCCCCCUGCUUAUUGCAAUGAUGAAGUUUAGCAUGCAUUUAUUUUCUUAUC